UCCUUUAUAGAGAUACAAAUUGGAGCAAUCGUACCGAGAAUUAAUCAUCAGGAAAGUGCUAAGUAAGCACCACUUUGUGGCACAAAGCACAAAGUGGUACUUAGCAUUAUUAAAAUGAGAAAUUCUGAAAGAACAUCUUCCGGACUAAAUCACCACGGGGAGGAUUCCCGUAGCUGCGUCUUUCUUUCAACAAAAAUUGAAUACGGAAGAGGCGUGGCUUCGAUCGGCAGGAACCUGUUCGUUCCUGAUCCCUUCUCCGCGCCUCGUUUCGUCGCAACGUGACGUUAGCAGCAAGCGCGUUCGGUUGCUCCUGGUUACUGACGGCCUGUUACUGACGCGUCGCGCACGCGCAGUCGACUGACUGUCUGCGCGCUCUGGCGUCAGAGUCGCGGGACAAUAGCGCGCGCCAUUUUGUCCAGUGCCCAUCGAACGCGUAGCGCGUCGAGUCGCUGUCGCGGGGCUAUUCACUGCGCAAGUGAUCGAGUUGAAGCGAAUAACGCGCGCGCCAACGAACGAACGAACAAACAAAUAAACAAACAAAGCAACCAGCCAGUAAACUGAUGAACGAACGAACGAGCGUUCAACUCAGGACGGGUGUAACAUGUAUUACGUGCCUUCUCGGUUCGUGCCUGUAACAACGACGUCCCGCGCAGCGAGCAAGAGCACCUCCUUGGACGGCUGCGGACAGCUAGGACGACGGAUGUAGCGCAAGGAUGACCGACGCUCAGCGAGCUCUCGAUCUCUGAAACGCAGGUGACGUGAUUGCACCAGGAAGUCCUCGAUUGAUCUCAUCGUCACUGCGGAGAGCAGCGUUCGAAUAGAGGAGCUUUUGCUUGUUUGAAUGCGUGAGAAUGCACACCUCUGGAUCCCUUGCAAACUCUCCUGAAAUUAUCCUGCAAACGACUGAUGUCGACGUUCUGAGAUACGACAUGAUGAAUAUGAAGCUUGAUAUGAAGGAAACGAGUCCGUUCUCAAUCGUCCACAACACAGACGUGAACGAAGUGAUUCUAUCCUCACCUCAGCCGGAGGCUCACAUAUUUACUAACAGCAUGUUGUGCAUCCAAGAAGAGUUAGCUCAGUUAAACGAAAUCGCAGGUAGUCCUGAACAACUGAUCACAGAAUUGCAAUUAUCCAACAGCAAUCACCAUAACCCUGCAAGUAAUUCCAACGACACUGGGACAAAAUGCGCUCCCGGAUCGGAAAGCAUCGAUUCCCAACGAUCGAGUUGGGUGGAGGGUAUAUUAGGGUGCAUGCGUCCUGUUUGGACCAUGUUAUCGAAGGCUGCUAUUAACGAAAAAAUCAAGGCUCACUCAAGUAAAUCGCUGGAUGAAUGGGAGAUACCUUUCGAAGCAAUCACCGAGUUACAAUGGCUCGGAGCUGGGGCUCAGGGUGCAGUAUUCAGCGGAAAGUUAAAUAAGGAAAUUGUAGCCGUGAAGAAAGUAAAGGAACCGAAAGAGACUGAUAUACGACAUUUACGAAAACUUAAUCAUCCAAACAUUGUACAAUUCAGGGGAGUUUGUACACAAGAUCAAUGCUACUGCAUAAUAAUGGAGUAUUGUCCAUUUGGACCAUUGUACGACCUCCUGAGAGCUGGGGAACCGGUUCCUCCUCUUAGAUUGGUGUCAUGGUCAAAACAACUUGCUGCGGGAAUGGCGUACCUUCAUGCCCACAAGAUCAUACACAGAGAUCUGAAAAGCCCAAACGUACUGAUAGGGCAAGGGGAAAUAGUGAAGAUCAGCGACUUUGGCACGAGUAGGCAGUGGAAUGAGAUUAGCACGAAAAUGACUUUCGUCGGCACGGUAGCGUGGAUGGCUCCGGAAGUUAUCAGGAACGAGCCGUGCUCGGAAAAGGUGGACAUAUGGUCGUACGGCGUCGUACUGUGGGAAUUGCUCAGCGGAGAGAUACCUUACAAGGACGUGGACUCUUCAGCCGUUAUGUGGGGGGUGGGCAGCAAUUCUCUUCGUCUACCGAUACCUGCCAAUUGCCAGGGUUAUGGACUAUUGAUCAAGCAAUGUUGGGCGGCCAAACCGCGUAACAGACCAUCCUUCAAGCUCAUCGAGAUGCAUCUGGCGAUUGCAGCUGUUGACGUACUUUCUACGGAUCUCGACGAUUACUUCAAGGCACAGCAAUCUUGGAAGAAGGAAAUACAGGAGCACAUGCAACACAUGCAACGAUUCACUAAAACGAAUUCGCGUUUCGAGGCCGAUCUGAUCCGACGGAGGGAAGAUGAAUUGCGGCACGCCCAGGAUAUCAGGGAACAUUACGAGCGCAAGCUUGAACGCACUAACAACCUAUAUCUGGAACUGAAUGCUGUCCUGCUGCAAUUGGAAUUACGUGAACGAGAUGUGAUAAAGAGAGAACAGCAAUCGGGAUACAAACAAUGCAAGAAGCAUCUCGUCCGUCCCUUACUGAAGGCCCAGGAGAGGCUGUAUCGCAGGCGGAACGGUGGUGCGGUACAAUUCUCCACUUCGUCAACGCCCACCACUCCGCCAUCACCCGCAGAUUCGCCGCAGAGCCCGGUCAAGGCAACUAUGUACACGCAGCUGAACGAGUCCAAUCAACCGGAAACCGUUCUGGCACCGAGCAAUAGUAGUUUCAAGCAACGUAAAUAUAGGCAUCGCAGAGUCGUCGGUUGUGGUCUGAGUUCCAGUCCUAGGUCGAGUCCUCAUCGCGAGAGAAAAAGUAUAGAAGUACCUGCGAGAUUCGUUGAUAAUCAGACGCAAACGGACAUUAUGGGCAUCGGUGAAACAGAUCACAGUCCAAUGGCGAAUGCUUCUUCACUGACGGAGAGAUCCUCUUUGAGUGCUGUCAGCAGACACUCGUUCAGUAAACAAGUGACGGACCUGUACUUAAACGGGAAUCCGAUUUUGCCGGAGACGCACUAUCCAAUGCAAACUAGUUCCUGCUCCAGUCCUGAACCCUUGAACGAGAAUAACGUCAACGGAAACGAAGGGUUGAAGGAUUGCAGCGAUGACGACAAUCUCGAGACACUCGGCAGGAAAGUUAGCGAGAUUAUCAAUGCUAAUCGUCUCGCCUCGAUUGAUAAUGGAAAUGGCAAUGAUGUUAUAAUAUCCCAUAGUAGAAACAAAGACGACUCUGGCAAAUUAUCUGGACAUUACGUGGAACAAUCCGAUAUUAAACGAAUUGCUUCAGACAAUAUCGAUGACCGCGAAGAUGCUUACGAAGAAAGUUGGUCAGAUGAAGAAGGAGAGGAUCCAAGUUACACUUACAACUAUUCUUUGAGACGAAGAAGUAUCGCAAGGAGGCCGAUUGGUCCCGGCUGCAGAUUACGAAGAUCCAAACCAACGAUUGGAAGAAUACAAGGGCCACUAGCGUCUGAUGAGGAAAAUACUUCUGAAUAUUCGCAUCCUCCGUCCAGUCAGACCUCCACUUUAGAGAGUAACCCGGAUGUUCAAAGAGUCCUUCGUAAUAUACAACAUUCGCAAAAAAGGAAGGAGCUAGACGAUGCUUCUGAUACAUCGAGUCAAUCGGAAACGGAUGAAGUUAGUGAAGUUACAAUCGCGUCCCAACCAAUGAGUGGAGCCAUGAAAGUAGAGAGCCAAGUAUAGAUCAUGUAGUAGAUUAGUUCGUAAUGUAAUUUUUAUAUCUGAUUUAUGAACGGUUUAUAGGAUAGAAUUAUUGUAAGUAACAUCCAUCAUUCUUGGAAAUUUAUGUUGAAUAUUGUAUAUUUAUCUAUUCUCAUAUAUAUAUAUAUAUACACAAUUAUUUACGCAUGCAUCCACUAAAAAAAAUAUGUAAUAUUAUUCAAGAAGCAUUAGCAGAUGAAUUGGAAUUUCGAAGCAUUCAUGAUGAAUGUUUAAUCGGUCAUAUAUAUGUAUAUAUAUAUAUAUAAAUUGUGCGGUAAGAAAAAAGCAAGCCAGAUCAAUUUUGCUCAAGUUUAUUUGAAUUAUAUAUGGAAUUCUUUCAUAUAUACACCACCACGUCGUGGAUCUAGAUCUCUAUAUAAUUUUCGUCCAAUGAAUCUACACAUAUAUCAUAUAUAAUAUCGCUUGGAAAAUUUUUAUUUAUGUUAAUGUAGUCGCAGAGAUGUAGCGGUUACAUCAUCACUCAGAAUCAUCUUACGUACAGCGAGCAUUCGUGCUCCGGAUGAAGAAUCACGUAUUUAUUUCUCUCAUGGCAUCUCAUAUUUUCAUAUCUACAGUUCCUUUCAUAUACAUAUAUAUUAUAUUUCAUAUGUAUGUCACUUAAUAAGUCAUCAGUGUAGCUUCGAACUGUGUAGGUCCUAGAUUAUGUCCUAGAAAUAAGUUUUGUACGUUAAAAUUAAAAGCAAAUGACGACUUUUUAGAUUCAUAUAUUUUCCUGCUUACGUACGCAGUUUUUCUUUUUUGUUUUUGAACGAAAUAGAAAGGCAGCUAUAAAUAAAUAGCAGCUGUGAAAACGCAUCUGGCUAUACAAAUAAUAUUACGUAAACGCACAUUACAAAAUUUAAACGCAAAUUGCGUGCGUUUUCUUGGGAAAAAAAGUACGGUUAAACUAAAUGUCUCUCAAAUAGAAAUUAUGUACAACAUAAAAAUAAGAAAUUAAACGAAUUUUAUUAUGACAUAAAGUGCCUAUGGCAAUUUGCAUGCAAUGAUCCAAGUGUCUAGUAAAACUUAGGGAAAUCGAUGAAACAAUAAUCUACGCAAUUUAGUCUUUGAAGCAUGUAUUGAAAGAUGUUGUACCUGUGCGAUUUUAUAUUUGCAAUUAAUACGAAGACAGUUAGGUACGAAACGAGAAACGGCAGAGAAAUAUGUAAAAUUCCCACUCCCUGAGAGAGAGUCUCUUUAUAGCAGAAGAAUAGUUCUAUCAUUACAUGUAUCUUCCGGGAUAUAUGCUUACACGUAAGGAGUGUAAUAUUUUUUUUACUUCACAGCCAGCACAAGAGUCAAGAGUCAGAUAAGUUACAGCGACGAUGUACUUAUUGAUUUCAGAGCCUAAGCAUUUAUACAUAUAUAUAUAUACACACACACAUAUAUAUAUAUACACAUAUAUAUCAUUUAAGAGCGAAUUGUAUUGCGAUAUAGGUGAAACGUGCUGCAGGUUACGCGAGUUUCAAAACGAAGCUCGACAAUAGCAUCGGAUUGCACACGAGCCUCAUACUCAUUCCGUGAACCACUGGAUACUAUUACUAAAUAAAUUAUCGUAAGCUUUAUUUCUCUCUAUCUCUCUCUCUGCUCACAUGCAUGCAUGUCUACAAAUUAUAUUACUUUUACUCAAUUACCGGAUUAAAGGAACGAUGUUUUGCAUCCAUCUAUUGUACCUGCUUUGAAACUCAAAUUGCCUUAAUGACAAUUAUAUACAUCUGUAUUUUGUAAAUAUAGACAAUACGAGGGAAAUCUAGCGAGUAAGAAUGAGAAUAGAAUAACGAUUUUGAUGUGCUCAUUUGAACGAAGUAAUUUAUAAGAUAUAUAUAUAUAUAUAUAUAGAUAUAUAUAUUAUAUAGAGAGAACUUUGUAGUAAUCAUACGUAUUGUAUCCAUCAUACUUAUGCGAGUAGUUGCAUAAAUUGUUCCUUUUUGCGCAGUGGCAGCUAAAACUGACUAGUUCUAUUAUUAUAUAAUAAUAGAAGCAGUACACAAAAUUUGUGUUACACGUGAAAUAAAGUUGAUUUACACGA
Ooceraea biroi (clonal raider ant) is the source of this 5616-nucleotide messenger RNA. It is a transcript of the gene wnd, whose product is annotated as Mitogen-activated protein kinase kinase kinase 13 wallenda. The record is from RefSeq and is a predicted model, not a curated record. Lineage: Eukaryota; Metazoa; Arthropoda; Insecta; Hymenoptera; Formicidae. Gene Ontology annotation, biological process: protein phosphorylation. Gene Ontology annotation, cellular component: cytoplasm. Gene Ontology annotation, molecular function: protein serine/threonine kinase activity; ATP binding.